This is a messenger RNA of Malurus melanocephalus (red-backed fairy wren), 1762 nucleotides long. It is a transcript of the gene JMJD4, whose product is annotated as jumonji domain containing 4. Gene Ontology annotation, biological process: positive regulation of translational termination; protein hydroxylation; negative regulation of gene expression. The coding region runs from base 449 to 1762 and encodes 437 amino acids. The transcript has 6 exons. Lineage: Eukaryota; Metazoa; Chordata; Aves; Passeriformes; Maluridae. The record is from RefSeq and is a predicted model, not a curated record. Gene Ontology annotation, cellular component: cytoplasm; nucleus. Gene Ontology annotation, molecular function: histone H4R3 demethylase activity; sequence-specific DNA binding.
GCRGAAGGUGGGAGGUGCCAGACCCUGGAACAAAGGGAUGAUCCCAGAGCAGUCGCCUCGCUCCGGCGCUUUCCCAAAUAUUUAGGGCAUUUCUUCCUCUCCAGCCCUAAUUCAUAAAUUUAUUGGGAAUAUCCCACGGAAAUUCUCUGUUCCUCCUCUUUUAGGAACGAAGCAGCCCUGGCAAGGAGGUGACACGGCAAAAGCAGCGUCCAGAGGGUGAUUUGCCGGCUAUCCCAGCUCUCUAAAUCAUGGAAAAUCCUCCUUAUCCCRCCAAGCUGGGAUGCUCCCGCACCGCUCCUUAUUUCACCUCCGUUUUCCUGUGAGUUUUCCCAGAUUUCCGGCCUCAAAUCCCGGUUUUUUCAGCAGGUUUUUCUUUUCYACCCUGGGAUAACGGGAUAGCCRCUGCUCCAAACUUUCUUGGCUYGGCCAGGAAUCUUUUCCAGCCUGCAUGGACAGGGCAACCUUYGCCUGUUCCACCGCCUUUUUCCGGGACUCUGGAACCUCCUCUCCGGCUGCUCCGGGGCUUCCCGGGGGACACGUGGAUUUUAUAGAAAAAGUCGAUUCCUUCACUUACUCRGAUUUUUUCCGGGAUUAUCUCAUUCCCAACCAUCCCUGCAUCUUCUCGGCCAAGUUCACCGAGGAUUGGGGCAGCAGGAGGAAUUGGGUGACGCGGGAUGGGAAGCCCAACUUCGAGCAUCUCCUGCAGAAGUUUGGAGAAUUCCUGAGGGAUUUGUUCAUUCCAGGUGAAGCCGUGGUCCCUGUGGCCAACUGCGAUGUCAAGGAGUACAACUCCAACCCCAAGGAGCAGCUGCCCUUCAAGGAGUAYGUGAAGUACUGGAAGGAAUACAUCAGGAACGGCUACCGCUCCUCCCGGGGCUGCCUCUACCUCAAGGACUGGCACCUGAGCAGGGCUUUCCCAGAGCACGAUGUUUACACCACUCCCGUGUAUUUUUCCUCGGAUUGGCUCAACGAAUAUUGGGAUGCAGUGGCYGUGGAUGAUUAUAGGUUCGUCUACAUGGGACCCAAGGGCUCCUGGACGCCAUUCCACGCCGACGUCUUCCGCUCCUACAGCUGGUCAGCCAACAUCUGUGGGAGGAAGAGAUGGCUGCUGUAUCCUGCGGGCCAGGAGGAGUUCCUGAAGGAUUGCCAUGGCAACCUUCCCUUCGACGUGACGGCUCCCAGCCUYCGGGACAGGAAGGUGUACCCGCGCUACGGCCAGAGCCAGCCCCCCGUGGAGAUCGUGCAGGAAGCGGGAGAGAUCGUCUUCAUUCCCAGCGGGUGGCACCAUCAGGUUUACAACCUGGAAGACACCAUUUCCAUCAACCACAACUGGGUCAACGGCUGCAACGUGGCUGUYAUGUGGUGCUUCCUGCAGGAUGAGCUGGCAGCUGUCCAGAGGGAAAUCAACCAAUGGAAAGAUCCCAUGGAUGACUGGCACCUCCAAUGCCAGCUGAUCAUGAAAUCCUGCACGGGCAUCGACUACAAGGAAUUCUACAACUUCCUCAAGGUCAUYGCAGAGAACCGGAUCUCCGUCCUGGAAAAGGGCCUGGACGAGGAAGCCUCAGCCCGGGACAAUUCCAAAGCCGCCAUCUCCACCUUGGGAAUGCUGCACGCCGUGUUUGACCUCAAGAGGACGGCCAAGGUGCUGAGCUCGUUAAGCGCUAACGAGGAUUUCCGCAAGCUGGACCUGAGCUCGCUCUCUCCCGCUCCGGAGGCUCUGCUCCACCACCUGGAAGCGGCCAUUGACACGGCCCUGCUCUGA